AUGAAGCGGCGUAAGAACAAUAACCAGCAGUAUUUCACUAGAAUGGAUACUAGGAAAAAAGUUCAUGCGUUUGUGCGUGUCAAACCCACUGAUGACUUUGCUCAUGAAAUGAUCACCUAUGGAGAUGACAACAAAAGCAUUGAUAUCCACUUUAAAAAGGACACAAGGAGAGGAAUUGUCAAUAACCAGCAGACAGAUUGGUCAUUCAAGCUGGAUGGAGUCCUCCAUGACGCAUCCCAGGACUUGGUUUAUGAGACAGUGGCACAAGAUGUGGUUUCUCAGGCCCUUGAUGGCUACAAUGGCACCAUCAUUUGUUAUGGGCAGACAGGAGCUGGCAAGACAUACACCAUGACGGGGGCAACUGAGAAUUACAAGCACCGGGGGAUCCUCCCUCGUGCCCUGCAGCAGGUUUUUAGGAUGAUCAAAGAACGCCCCACACAUGCCAUCACGGUGCGUGUUUCCUACCUGGAAAUCUACAACGAGAACCUGUUUGAUCUCCUGUCCACUCUGCCCUACGUUGGACCUUCCGUCACACCAAUGACCAUCGUGGAAAACCUGCAAGGAGUCUUUGUUAAGGGCUUGUCGGUCCACCUCACCAGUCAGGAGGAGGACGCCUUCGUCCUUCUUUUUGAGGGAGAGACCAACAGGAUCGUAGCCUCACACACGAUGAACAAAAACUCGUCCAGGUCACACUGCAUCUUCACCAUCUACGUGGAGGCUCACUCUCGGACCUUAUCAGACGAAAAGUAUAUCACUUCAAAAAUUAACCUGGUGGAUCUGGCAGGCUCCGAGAGGCUGGGCAGGUCUGGGUCGGAUGGCCGCGUUCUGAAGGAAGCCACCUACAUCAACAAGUCCCUGUCGUUCCUGGAGCAGGCCAUCAUCGCCCUGGGCGACCAGAGGCGAGACCACAUCCCCUUCCGGCAGUGCAAGCUCACCCACGCCCUGAAGGACUCUCUAGGAGGAAACUGUAACAUGGUCCUGGUGACAAACAUCCACGGUGAAGCCGCCCACUUGGAAGAAACGCUGUCCUCGCUACGGUUUGCCAGCAGGAUGAAGCUGGUCACCACGGAGCCCGCCGUCAACGAAAAGUAUGACGCUGAGCGAAUGGUCAAGAACCUGGAGAAGGAGGUGGCACUGCUGAAGCAAGAGCUGGCCAUCCACGACAGCCUGGCCAACCGCACCCUCGUGACCUACGACCCCAUGGAUGAAAUCCAGAUUGCCGAGAUCAACUCCCAGGUGCGGAGGUACCUGGAAGGGACGCUGGACGAGAUUGAUAUCAUCAACCUGAGGCAGAUCCAGGAGGUCUUCAACCAGUUCCGGGUGGUCCUGAGUCAACAGGAACAGGAAGUAGAGGCCGCCCUGCGCAGGAAGUUCACCCUCACAGACAAGAACGACUUUUCAGCCAUUUCUGCCGUCCAGAAGGCAGGCCUCGUGGAUGUUGAUGGCAGCCAAGCAAGUGAGCCUGAUGAACAAGCCUUUGGAAUUGGUGUUGCCCCUUCCUCUAGCAAACCUGGGAAGAAAUCCAAGGGCAAGAAGACAUUCAAAGUGCCACCCAGAUCCGCAGCAAAAAAGAAAGGAGCCAGCAGCCCUGUGAGUGGCAGAGACCUGGAUUUGCCUUCCUCCUCCAAGACCCAGCUGGUCACAGGAGAUGUCAAAGACUUGCUUUUGCAAGACCACGAGACCUCCAGCACAGAGCGCCUCCCCUCAGACUCCCCCAAGGAGGAAUCACGCCCACCCAGACCCAGCACCCCACCUUCCAAGGCCGUGGCCUUUGAGGAGUUUAAGAAAGAGCAAGGGAGUGUGAUCAACCGCAUCUUCAAAGAAAACAAAUCGAUCCUGAACGAGCGGAGCAGGAGAGCCAGCGAGAUCACACAGCGCAUCAAUGCCAUCAAGCGGGAGAUUGACGAGACCAAGGAGGCCCUCGAUUUCCAGAAGUCGCUAGGGGAGAAGCAAGGCGAGUACGAGGCCAAAGGCUUGUUGGUGGUGGACGAGGAGGAGUUCCAGCUGAUCCUGAAGCUCAAAGACCUCAAGAAGCAGUACCGCGGCGAGUACAAGGACCUGCUUGACCUGCGGGCUGAGAUCCAGUACUGCCGGCGCCUGGUGGACCAGUGUCGCCACCGCCUACUCAUGGAAUUUGACAUCUGGUACAAUGAGUCCUUUGUCAUCCCUGAAGACGUGCAGAUGGCGCUGAAGCCGGGCGGCAGCAUCCGGCCGGGCAUGGUGCCCUCCAGCAGGAUCGCGUCUCUGGGAGAAGAUGACCUGGACAAGUUCAGCCAGCUGCAGCAGACGGUGCUGCCCGAGGGCCCCGAUUCCGUCUCCUUCUACAACGCCAAAGUCAAGACAGAACAGAAGCACAAUAAUUUGAAAACCAUGAUAGGCCUCCAGCGUGCACACAGGAAAUAGUCUCAUCAG
Messenger RNA from Lepus europaeus (European hare), 2412 nucleotides. Its product is annotated as kinesin-like protein KIF9. Gene Ontology annotation, biological process: microtubule-based movement. The record is from RefSeq and is a predicted model, not a curated record. NCBI's taxonomy places the organism in Eukaryota, Metazoa, Chordata, Mammalia, Lagomorpha, Leporidae. Bases 1 to 2403 code for a protein of 800 amino acids. Gene Ontology annotation, molecular function: microtubule motor activity; ATP binding; microtubule binding. The transcript has 21 exons.